CGAAAAAACAAUUUGACAAUUGACAUUAAAGAACCAAAUUCUCUUUUCUUUUCUUUAAUAUUAAUCAUUGGAGAUAUGGUAAAAUGGCUUAUUGGUUUAUUCCAUCGUAAUUUUUUGGUCAUAAAGAUCGUUUCAUCAAGGCAAAAGGUAAAAUCAUCAUCGGCUCUUCUAAACUUUUUUUCUGUAAUCUCAAAAUCACAAAAUCCUAUCUAUCUUUCAAUUUGGUUCUUUCAUCUUUGCAAGAUUUCAGAAGACGACCAAACACUAACAGGUGUUUUCUUUGGCGAUCUUGAAAUUAGAAUAUAUAAAAAAAGAUGAAUAUGGGUGAGGAAGAAGUAGAAGUUUGGGGUGGAGCAUCGAGAGGAUGUAGCCACACUCACAGCUGUAACCCUCCAGGACCAGAAGAUGCUUCUCACUCCCACACAUGCUUUCACACUCAUACUCAUCUCAUCAUCCCUGAUCAGCAAGAGAAUGAUCAUUCUGACAGCAACAACAAGAAACGGUCGUGUGGGAACAGAGAGGCAGUGAGGAAGUACAGAGAGAAGAAAAAGGCUCGCACCGCCUACCUUGAAGACGAAGUUAAGAGAUUGGAAACUCUGAAUGAACAUUUGGUUAGAAAGCUUCAGAGCCAAGCAAUUGUGGAAACGGAACUCAUCAGACUGCGGACUCUUUUGGUAGAGAUACAGGAGAAGAUUGAUGGUGAACUUGGUGGUUUCUCCAAUCAGAAGCAAAAUAAGCAAUGCACCGGUUCUGGUUUUGUGUUCAAAGAAGGUGACAUCUCCUAUGGUUCUGGUUUUGUGUUCAAAGAAGAUGGAUGCAGUGUGGCAACAAGUAAUAUAUUAUGUGAAGCGGCAAGAGUGGAGUGCGAGGAUGGCCAAACACUUCAUGAUGCUGCCAUUCACUCCUUUGUUCCUCAUUCACCACCAUUCUCACAUUAAGCUUUUACGGGUUGUGGUAUUGCGUAUAUAUAUAUAUACAUUAUGGAAUUUAAAUUAGGGAUGUAAAGGUUGGAGUCCCAUAUAGUUAAUAUAUAUGCACAGAUUGUAACUUACUCCACACAUGUCUACUUUAAGGGUACCAAAACAUAUUGAUGUACAUUUUGAUUUGGAAUGAAGAGGAGGGGGAUUGUGAAGUUUGUAUGUA
Molecule: messenger RNA, 1143 nt
Organism: Camelina sativa (false flax)
Lineage: Eukaryota; Viridiplantae; Streptophyta; Magnoliopsida; Brassicales; Brassicaceae
Source: RefSeq, a predicted model, not a curated record